Messenger RNA from Polyodon spathula (Mississippi paddlefish), 2339 nucleotides. RefSeq names its product zinc finger protein 883-like. The annotation marks the transcript as partial. Lineage: Eukaryota; Metazoa; Chordata; Actinopteri; Acipenseriformes; Polyodontidae. The record is from RefSeq and is a predicted model, not a curated record. Gene Ontology annotation, molecular function: DNA-binding transcription repressor activity, RNA polymerase II-specific. The transcript is spliced from 2 exons. Gene Ontology annotation, biological process: negative regulation of transcription by RNA polymerase II.
AGCCAGAAUACAGUAGAGCGCGCCCUGGAGUCAGGCCCUGGCGAAGAGCAUCUCUCUGAAGACACAGACCCGAAGCACGACAGCAGCCAGGAUACAGCAGAGCGCGCCCUGGAGUCAGGCCCUGGCAAAGAGCAUCUCUCUGAAGACACAGACCCGAAGCACGACAGCAGCCAGGAUACAGCAGAGCGCGCCCUGGAGUCAGGCCCUGGCAAAGAGCAUCUCUCUGAAGACACAGACCUGAAGCACGACAGCAGCCAGGAUACAGCAGAGCGCGCCCUGCAGUCAGGCCCUGGCGAAGAGCAUCUCUCUGAAGACACAGACCCGAAGCACGACAGCAGCCAGGAUACAGCAGAGCGCGCCCUGCAGUCAGGCCCUGGCGAAGAGCAUCUCUCUGAAGACACAGACCCGAAGCACGACAGCAGCCAGGAUACAGCAGAGCACGCCCUGCAGUCAGGCCCUGGCGAAGAGCAUCUCUCUGAAGACACAGACCCGAAGCACGACAGCAGCCAGGAUACAGCAGAGCACGCCCUGCAGUCAGGCCGUGGCGAAGAGCAUCUCUCUGAACUCAGAUCACUCCCAAGUGAUGUAGAGGGCAGUGACCUGGACGAGGCUGACAUUGCAGGAGAUAUCUCUGAACUACAGAUCGUCGAAAUUAAACAGGAGCCCUUCAAAGACACUGACAUCAAUGAAGAAAGCCCAGAGCCCUGCUCUGCUACCAGCAAUGUAGCGUUUGAAGUGGAUCAGGAUGAAAGAUACACAUGUCCUCAGUGUGACGUCUCUCUUAUUGGGAAAGAAUACUUUGAGAGCCAUGUAAAGACUGCACACCUGCAACACAAUGCAGAAACCACGGGAAAGCGGACAGGUAACAUCCCUGCUGCAAACCAGCGCUUUCAAAUCCCUCUGGAAUGCGACAGUCGUCUCCGGCAGAGGGAUCCCCACAAAUCCCACAAACAACACCUCUGUACUGUGUGUGGGAAAACAUUCAAGGAGCCGGGAGCUCUUACAAACCAUUACAGAGUCCAUACAGGAGACGCUCCCUUUCUGUGCGCUGUCUGUGGGAAGAGCUUCAAUCAGGCUGUGAACCUUAAAAGACAUCAGCGAAUCCACAGCGGAGAAAGACCGUACCAGUGCCCUGACUGUGGGAGGAGUUUCAGCCACGCUAAAAGCCUCACUGUGCACCAGCGCAUUCACACUAAAGAGAGCCCCUACCACUGUGACAGCUGUGAGAAAAGCUUUAAGAGUUCAGGAAACCUGAAAGCACACCAGCGCAUUCACACCGGGGAGACCCCGUAUCACUGCAGUCAGUGUGGGAAGAGUUUCAAUCUGUUACAAAACUUUAAAAAGCACCAGAGGCGUCACUCGGGAGCGACUCUGUUUCACUGCACAGACUGUGAAAAAAGCUUCAAAGAUUUGGGUUCACUGAAGGUUCACCAGCGUGUGCACUCAGGAGAGACCCCCUACAGGUGCACAGUCUGUGGGAAGAGUUUCAGAGAGUCAGGGGUCCUGAGAAAACAUGAGCGAAUCCACACUGGCGAGACCCCCUAUAAGUGUGCGUAUUGUGAGAGGAGUUUCAGACAGAUCGGACACCUGAAUACACACCAGCGGGUUCACACAAGAGAGGCCCCGCAUCAGUGCCCUGACUGCGGGAAGAGUUUCAGAGAGUCCGGAGACCUGAAGAAACACAGGAGGAUCCACACUGGAGAGACCCCCUAUCUCUGCACUGACUGUGGGAUGAGAUUCUGCCAGUCAGGACACCUCAAGAGACACCAGCUCAUUCACACGGGAGAGACCCCGUUCCUGUGCACUGAGUGUGGGAGGAGUUUCAGACACUCUAAGACUCUGCUAGUUCACCAGCGCACCCACACACAGGAGACCCCGUAUCACUGCACUGUGUGUGAGAAGAGCUUCAGUCAGGGGCAGAACCUCAAGAGACACCAGCGGGUUCACACAGGCGAGGCCCCCUAUCGCUGUGCUAUCUGUGGGAACCACUACAAGGAGUCUCGAUCGCUUGUGGCACACCGUCGAAGCCACACAGGAGAGACUCCUUAUCCAUGUGCUGAUUGUGGGAAGAGUUUCAGACACGCCAAGACUCUCAAAGUACACAAGAGAAUUCACACUGGAGAGAGACCGUAUCCCUGUGAGGAAUGUGAUAAGAGAUACAGGCAUGCGAAAGAUCUGAAGAAACACAGUAAAAGCCACGCCAGGCAGAUCAUAUGAGGGAAGCAUUUGAAGGUUUCGGCGCAUAUCUGAAUGUGAAAUAAACCUGCACUCUUUCAUGCUUUGUAUUCUAUUGGAAUUGCACGUUUUCAAAUGCAGUCUGCGGUUGUACAGUAUUUUUU